AAUUUCAAGAAAAAUUUCUCAAUUAUCUAUUCAAGUUUGGGAUACUGAUGGAGAUUUUCUUCUAAUUGAAGCGGCGUUUCAUCUGCCUAAUUAGUUAAACCUUGAAACAAGCAAGAAUCGAGAUUUUAUCAGAAGAGUUGCAGGGAACAUCAGCCGGCUCUAUUGUUUACAUGGUAACUAAUGUUGUGCUAUUUUUACGCUGGAUUGGUCAGCACAAGGUUCUCAUUGCCUUCUUCUUUUAUUUUGUAUGUUUUGCUCUUGUAAUUCUUAUCUAUGUUCUAAGUUUUUUCUAUGUAUCCAUCUAGAAUCAAUGAUGUGUUUUAUUACAUUAAUAUAUACUUACAGUUCAUUGUUUUUUUGUUUUAUGUAUUUUCAGUUAUCCACUAGCAGUGAAUUAAGAAGACAGUAUCUAUAAACUGUCUCAUUAGGUACUUGUCAAGCUAAACAUGAGAAGCAUCUGUUCAAGGGGGACCUUUUAGUCCAUAGCAACAGUUACAUUUUUUUGCGGGGAAAGUUGCACCAUUGUAUUCUUUUUCCUUUCUGUUAAUGAAAAACAUAGCUAAAAAGUUUCCCUAUUUUUACAACAAUCUUAAUAGAUAGUUAUCUUUACUUUGAGUACUACAAUGAUGAUAAACUUUUGUAUUUCAAUCAAAUUUUAGCAGCUUCUCAUAUAGAUAUAGCAUAAAACCUUGUAGUCUUCAGUUCUUUCCUCCAUCGUAGGCUGUUCUGUGAAUGGCACUUGAUGGUCUUUGUGCAUUUUUUCUCUCCCAUUAGGGACUUUAAUUUAUAGCCCUUUUGGGUUCCUCUACUUUGCUAACCAAGUAUUUUAUUUGGUAUAUUUGUUGAUCAGGUCCAUUUUCUCGCACACUACGGCAGCCGGUCGUGUACUCCUUUAUUUUUCGUUUAUUAUACGUCUUUUGUUGAGGUUAGAAUCGGGAAAAUGAAACGCUCAAGCUUUUUAGUAGCAGGUAUUCUACUCUCCCUUGUCACUACCAUAUUCUUUUUUUAGUUUCAUGGUUCAUCUGUUGGAAGAAAAGAAAAAAUUUGGCCACCCCAAACAUAUAUUCCUGGAUCUGUCGGGUUAGGGAACUAGAACCGAUUCAAUUAGCGAUAAGGAAUAGAAUUUUAGAGUAUCCUAAUAGAGCUAGGUUGAAUAUGCUUCGAGUUAGGGUUCCUGUUUCUAUAGCCAAGGUUUUGAAAUAUGAACCAUGUUUGAUUUCACUAGCAGUAGAGAGUUUCUAUGAUAGAGAUGUUGAUUCAAUGAAACAUGCUGCUAAAAUAAAGAAAUUUGUAAGUGCCGGAACUAGUGAAGAGAUUUUUAGGGGUUUUAUUAGAAUGUCAAGGGCAAUGUAUGCACAAUUAGUUCAGCAAACUUUUCAAGCCCCCAAAUGUUAUCCAUUGUCGUCCAGGAACGAUAGUUCUGUUUAUGUUGAAGCUGAGCUGGGUAUGAAAAUAGUGUGCGGGCAUGAAAUGAUGUAUCAACAAAGACGCCAUGAAAAUUUGGAUGGUAACGGAACUAGUACUUGGGAAGCUUUCAAAGAGAGCUUAGAGAUUAAUGGGUAUUUUAAACAACUACUUCCUGGAUCAAUUAUUGCUUUUCCCGGGCAAGGGUGUUUGAAUGUCUUUUUUCAAUGAAAUGAUGAGUGCUCCAGUUAGAUGUAUUGCCGAAAUCUUUGCUUUGCCCCACUCCUCUGAAGAAUUUAAGGGUCUUGAGCUUCCUCCUUCAGGUAAUGAUGCUUGGCUUUACUUUAGUGAAGAUGAGUUAAAAUUGGCCAUGGUAGAGAGAUAGAGUUGGAACUCAACGAAUUAAAGCAAAAGAAUAGUCAAAAGGCAAAUAGAAAGAAGGAUGCGGAUCAUUCUGCUGAAAGUGCCGCAAAUGAUUCUGAUCUUGGUGAUAUCGUGAAUUCAUUGACAAGGAUAUUGGCGUGUCCUUUAGCUUUAGGCGUUAAGCCUAAUUAUUAGUAGUUUUUAGACUGGUUGGAGCAACUUUCAGCUGAAGGGGUGAAAUUGUUUGUCUACUGUAAAUUGUUUUUCUACUGUAAACAUAGUA
Papaver somniferum (opium poppy) is the source of this 2050-nucleotide messenger RNA. Its product is annotated as protein ecdysoneless homolog. Lineage: Eukaryota; Viridiplantae; Streptophyta; Magnoliopsida; Ranunculales; Papaveraceae. Bases 1156 to 1635 code for a protein of 159 amino acids. Gene Ontology annotation, cellular component: nucleus. The record is from RefSeq and is a predicted model, not a curated record. The transcript has 3 exons.